Messenger RNA from Brenthis ino (lesser marbled fritillary), 927 nucleotides. The record is from the annotation of a GenBank genome assembly. Lineage: Eukaryota; Metazoa; Arthropoda; Insecta; Lepidoptera; Nymphalidae.
AUGGCGAAUGAAAACUUAGCGGGACCGAGUUCUUGUGCCCCGCUGUUGAGUUCUUCAUCGGAAUUAGAUGAAGACGAAGAUAAAAUGACACAGCAUACGAAAAAACGUCGAAGGCAAAAUAAAGUUUGGGUUUUUGAAAGAAAAUUUAUAACUGUGCGGAGCGCAGAGGAAUUUAUCAAAAAUGAGAAGACCUGGUCAAUACAAAAAAUUCAUACGACUGAAGAAGGAGUAAAACGUUACUCUCGUUGUAACAAAGUAAAGCUUCGAGCUGAAAUUCAGUGUUCUGCUGCGAUUUAUCUUUUAUUUGACGCAUCAUGUGAUGAUAUAUUAUUAUUUCGUACUGAAACAUGUCACGACCAUGAAAAUUGUGACUGUCAAUCGACUAGUGGAAUAAAUGAUGCAACAAAAAAGGAAAUAGAAAAACUAUUCGAACUGCGUUUGAAACCUAAAUCUAUUAUGAAGAACUUAGCUAAAAUUAAUGGACUAGUUCUGCCGACUAAGUUACAGUUAAACAAUUAUCUUAAAAUCAUACGUAAGAAAAAAUACGGGCCAUCGGUGAUAAGCUUGGGACAGCUUAAAUUAUGGUUAAAAGGAAACUCUGAAAUACCUGAUGACGAUCACGAAUUUUUUGUUUUGGCCUAUGAAAUUUCUGAAGAUGAUUUAGAUCAGAACUUCCGGUUUAUGUUAACAACGAAAUAUUUAAUUGGUCUAUCACGCCAAUGUUUUGUUCUUCACGCGGAUGCUACGUAUAAGCUCAUUUGGCAAGGGUUUCCAGUACUUGUGAUUGGAACUACAGACAGAGAUAAACAUUUUCACCCAUUUGGAUUAGCUGUGACAACAGCAGAACGAACGGAAGACUUCAUAUUUUUAUUUUCCGCAUUAAAGCAAGCAGUUUUUUCAAUCUUCUCAUACACUUUAACUUGUAGU